AUGUGGGAGCGCCUCAACCUGCAAAAGAUUGGCUCGUGGUUGAAGAAGGAAGAGCAGGAGCCGCCACCACCAUCGCCCGUCAAGGCGGAGAAGAAGGCUGAGGACGGCAACAAGGAGAAUGCCAGGCCGCACUCGAGUGGCGGGCUGUUGAGCAGGCGAGGCAGCAGGAAGAGCGAGAAGCGAGAUAAGCUGCUCGAGGUGCCCAACGAAGGCGAACAGCGACGAGCCGCCUCGGUCGACCUUGACACGCUGACGCGGCCACGAGAUAUCCCCAAAUCAAAGCGAGAACUCUCUCCGCCGCCACAAUCGGUCCCGUCCGUGUCUGCGCCCGACCUCCUCAGUCCACGCGAAGCCAGUGCCCCAAGGGAGCCGCCACCAGAGCCGGAACCCAAGGUGGAGCGCAAAAUGGAACGCGACGAGGAGCGCACCAUAGGCGGAGGGCCAGAUUCCAAUAUACCCGCAGGCGCGCGCCAGGUCGACUACGGCAUUGAAGAGUCGGAAGAAGACUACAUGUGUGCAGGCAUCAUGGACAUGGAAAUGCCCAUGGAACUGCCACCGCCUCCGCCUCCGCCGCAGCUAGAAGUGGCAGAAGCCUUUUCCGAGCACGGCUCACAUCACUCGGGUGAAGACAUUGACCAUGACCGGUUGCAGGAGGAGCUCGAGGCAAAGUGGAUCCUGAACCUCAGCAUGCACUUCCGCGACAUGUCGGACCGCGAAAAGUUCUUUGUCACAUUUGCUGAAGAGCCAAACAGGUGGCGGAGAGUGACCGUGUCUUGCGACUACCGCCAUCUGGAGCCAGACUCGCUCGAGGCCGAUCUCAAGACGCUCCACUACCAACGCGACAAGAGCUCCCGCAUCUACGAAGCCAUCCGUGACUCGCUCCCGGCCAUUCAGUUCUAUGACACCGUGACGAACCUCAAGCUGGAGACUGCAGAUGGUCGCCUCCAUGUCCAUGUGACUGAAGAUCGCUUCCGCGAGAACGCCGUAUCUUUUGACUCGCAUAUUUCUGGCUUUGUGUACAAGGUUUCUGUCAACAACAGGACGUAUAUCAAAAAGGAGAUACCCGGUCCGGACGCCGUUGAGGAGUUUUUGUAUGAGAUCAAUGCUCUGGUCAGCCUGCAAGAGUCCAAAUCUGUGAUUAGAUUUGAAGGUGUCAUUGUUGAUGAGCAGAAUGAGCUCAUCAAGGGGUUGCUGAUUAGCUAUGCUGAGCAAGGCGCGCUGGUAGACAUGAUCUAUGACUUCAAGCCAACCGGACAGCUAUAUUGGGCACGCCGCGAGCGGUGGGCACGACAAAUCAUCGAAGGUCUUUCUGAGAUCCAUGAAGCUGGAUUUGUACAGGGCGACUUUACGCUAUCAAACAUUGUUAUUGACAAUGACGACAAUGCCAAGAUUAUCGACAUUAACCGUCGGGGAUGCCCUGUCGGCUGGGAACCCCCGGAACUGGCCAAGCUCAUCGAGAGCGGCCAGCGUAUAUCAAUAUACAUAGGAGUCAAGUCAGAUCUCUACCAGCUUGGUAUGGUUCUGUGGGCGCUAGCAGAACAGCAGGAUGAACCGGAGCGCCAACCACGACCACUUGUUCGAUCUCUCGACCGCCCGGGAACUGACGUCCCAGUAUACUUCCGCGACAUCAUCAGAGCAUGUUUGAGUGAUACACCGCGAGCACGGCCAUCCGCAACAACUCUUCUCAAAUGGUUCCCUGAGGAUAUGGAUUACGAAUUCAAGCCCAAGGCCGCUGUAAGAGAUAGCGUUUCCACACAUCGGAGCGACAAGGAGUAUAUUGAUCCUCGGACAGCCGUGGAUCUGGAGGAUAUAUCACAUCACCGUCGCCAUUCGAGACAGCAAUCAUCGUUUGAAGAGAUUCACGUAGCGCGCACCGAAUACCCCGCAUCCUCCGGCUCCUACAUCAUACCGAACAACCACCAUGAACGCGGACGCUCGCCAGGUCCUUUGGGCAUGAGUGAUAGAAAUAGGCGGAGUGACUGUUCGCCCUACCCUGGUCACCGAUCUGUAAUGUCUCUUGAUGAUUCGGAACUCGAGAACGAGCUUGCAAGUCUGCCAGCUAGCAGGGAGACUAGGUGGGAGCAGGUGUAUGUUGAUGGGGACACCAAGCUGGUCCAGAGAGGUUGCGACAUUGAUGUCCGUGAUUUCGGGAAUCAAGAAGUGAAAGACAUUUGCAUCACAAGUCCGCCAAGCGACAUGGACAACUCGUUUCUGGGAAGCAAGCCAUCUGAUGAUGCGCCGCUGGGCUUGUCGAUGCCUGGUGGUCUUCAACCUAUCGAGCCGCCAUCUUUACCAAACAGCUUGCAGGAACCAUCUGAAAGGGGCAACUCCCGGGACGUGGAUACCAAGGCCAGUUUCAGUGAUCGCGUACAUCACCUUGCGCAAACGCAGCCACCUCCACCGCCGCCGCAACGUCGGGAAGAACCGGAACGAAUCGAGACUCCAGACUACUACUACGACAGUCAGCAGCCCCAUAUGCCCGAACCAGCGGAAUUAGCUAAUCUCGAAUACGACGUGGCGGUGGACUCUUCUGCGACGAGCACUAAUCCACCAUCACGAGGGUAUCGCAUGCCUCCACAUCAAGAUUCCGGCUUUGGAGAACCCGAACGCGUUUCGUAUGAAAGCGAGCGCAGUCUCGACGAAAGUAUCAAAGACUUUUCUCUUUCACCAGAGGAAGAUCCGAGGAUAGACGAGCGGCUUUGGGACGAGAAGGAUGGUACAAUGUUUGGUGAGAGUAUCAAUGGCAAGCUGGAAAGCAAGACCGAGCCAAUACCCAUCUUCACCCUACCCGCAACGCCAAGGAAGACAGAGGGACAAUCUACCAGCUCGAUGCUUCCACUGCCAUUACCCAGCGUAGGUCCGACAAACGUACUCAGUGUAACCGACGUAGAAAACAAGGGGCUAGAAGAGAAGAACUCCGAUACCACGAUCCGACCGCGCAGCAUCCUCAUCCCCGACACCACCCAAACGAUCCCAAAAGCCGUCGACUCCAUGGACGUGGUCACACCCACCGACCCCGUCCCCUCACCCAAACAAACCAAGUCAACCACCUCCUCCACUACCACGACGCCGAAACCGAAACCAAAAUCCAGCUCACCACCCGUGAGAAAACCAACAUCACCCUCGAAAGACGCCUUGCGCAAGCACACCGUCCCCACCUCCUCCACACGAGCUAAAAAAGCAGCCCGCGACCCCUUUAGUGGGAAUAUAAACAUGAAUGGAAAUGCGAAGAAGGAGAAAGAGAAGGAGACACAUAAAGAGAAAGAGGGGGGUAAGAACAUGAAUGGGAACAGCAUGAACGGCAAUACGAAUGGAAAUGCGAACGGGAUCAACGGGAUGAAGAGCUCGGAAAAGAAGAACGAGGACAGGGCGGAGAAAAAGACUGACGAUAAGACGGAGAAGAAGACUGGUACGAUGACCGGUUCGCGAGGACCAAAAAGUUGA
Molecule: messenger RNA, 3444 nt
Organism: Pyrenophora tritici-repentis Pt-1C-BFP
Lineage: Eukaryota; Fungi; Ascomycota; Dothideomycetes; Pleosporales; Pleosporaceae
Source: RefSeq, a predicted model, not a curated record